AGAAUUGCAGCGCGGAUCUCUGGCUCUGGCGGCGCAGGGUAGCCUAGACUCAGGUCCUUUCGCUUCGUCUGUCCGGAGCUGCUGGGCGAUGCGGGGCCGCGCGCGGAGCUUUGCGGACCCUCGCCUGAAGCAGCGAAUCAAGCAGUACCUGAGCAGUAAUAAAUGUGGUCGAUAUGUGGACAUUGGAAUUUUAGCAGCUGGUUUACAGAAAACUUACAGUGCAGAAUAUGGCCGAAGAAAGAGAAAUGCCUUUAGAAUUCAGGUUGAGAAAGUAUUUGAGAUAAUAAGUAAUGAGAGAGAAUUUGAAGAUUUAACCACUUUAGAAAAUGAACAUGUGGCGAAAAGAGCAAGAGACAGACAAGGAGAGGAUGAGGAUGUGGAAAGCUACACGGAUGACUCAGAUGAUGAUUACCCAGAGCAUCUGCACACGAAUCACCUGAACAGCUCUCUGUUGACCUUAUAUCGGAAAGGAGAUCCUGAUUCUAUUCUAGCAACUCCAAAGAAUGAGCCUACAGAAACCAGUACCACUGCACAAGUGACAGCUCCCAGAACCAGUGUUCUUCCAUCUGGAACCCCGCUUGAUACUAGGGUCACUGAAGGUGGAUGGUUUAUUGAUAAAACUCCAGAUAGAAGAGAAGACAACUUCUUAAUUGACCUUUGUGAGGAAGAAGAAGAAAAAAAACUGGUUUCUGAGAAAUCAAAGGACCUUUCUUUUUUGGAGAGUGAAGGAAAGAAGACAAAGGGUAAGAGACGAAAAAGAAGGAAAGAAAGCUCUCAAGACGUAGAUGAAGAAAUAGAAUCUGUUUUGCAUAAGAAAGUUAAAACUAAAGGACCAGAGCUACAAUUCCCUUUAGUGAAAUUUGAGGAUGUGGGAGGCAAUGAUGAAACUCUGAAGGAAGUAUGUAAGAUGCUGAUACACGUGCGUCACCCUGAAGUAUACAACCACUUAGGUGUAGUCCCACCACGAGGAUUUCUUUUACAUGGACCACCGGGGUGUGGAAAGACAUUACUAGCCCAGGCAAUUGCUGGGGAACUUGAACUUCCGAUGCUCAAAGUAGCUGCUACUGAAGUUGUAUCGGGAGUGUCUGGGGAGUCUGAACAGAAGCUGAGAGAGUUGUUUGAACAAGCAGUGUCCAAUGCACCAUGCAUCCUUUUCUUAGAUGAGAUUGAUGCAAUUACACCAAAAAGAGAAGUUGCAUCGAAAGACAUGGAGCGGAGAAUUGUCGCCCAGCUUUUAACCUGUAUGGAUGACCUGAAUAAUCUGGCUACCACUGCUCAGGUCCUAGUCAUUGGCGCUACUAACAGACCAGACUCGUUGGACCCAGCAUUGAGGCGCGCUGGAAGAUUUGACAGAGAAAUUUGUCUAGGGAUUCCUGAUGAAGCAUCUAGAGAGAGAAUUCUACAGACCUUGUGCCGAAAACUAAGGCUCCCUGAAUCUUUUGAUUUUCAGUAUUUAGCCCAUAUGACUCCAGGGUAUGUAGGUGCUGAUUUGAUGGCACUUUGUCGUGAAGCAGCUACGUGUACAGUAAACAGGGUCCUGAUAAUGUUGGAGGAACAGAAAUGGAAAGGUGUACAAGUUGGAGAAGCAACGACUGAGCGAAGCUUAGAGACUGGAACAGAAGCACUGGUAGAAAAGGAUAUUAAACAUUUAGAGCUUCCUGCUAAGUAUGAAUUGCAGAGGCUGCUGGAAUUGCUAAAGGAUGAAAAUCCCCUGCUGGAAGAGCAGCUGCAGAAGCUCUGCAUCGAAAUGAAUGAUUUCAUUGUUGCGCUGUCUUCAGUGCAGCCUUCCGCCAAGAGAGAAGGCUUUGUCACAGUCCCUGAUGUGACAUGGGCAGAUGUUGGAGCCCUGGAGGACAUUCGGGAGGAGCUCACAAUGGCAAUAUUGGCACCUGUGCGGAAUCCAGGGCAAUUCAAAGCUCUUGGCCUAACAGCUCCAGCUGGUGUUCUACUUGCAGGACCUCCUGGGUGUGGAAAAACACUGCUGGCAAAGGCUGUAGCAAAUGAAUCUGGAUUGAACUUCAUCUCUGUGAAAGGUCCUGAACUGUUAAAUAUGUAUGUUGGUGAAAGUGAGCGUGCUGUCCGUCAGGUAUUCCAGCGGGCCAGAAAUUCAGCCCCUUGCGUUAUAUUUUUUGAUGAAGUUGAUGCUUUGUGCCCUCGGAGAUCGGACCGGGAGGCUGGUGCCAGUGUCCGUGUGGUAAACCAGUUGCUAACAGAGAUGGAUGGUCUAGAACAUCGUCGGCAGGUUUUCAUUAUGGCUGCUACCAACAGGCCAGACAUAAUUGACCGAGCUAUCCUGCGCCCUGGCAGACUUGAUAAAACACUCUAUGUGGGUUUGCCACCACCUGUGGAUCGACUUGCUAUUUUAAAGACCAUCACCAAAGAUGGUACCCGACCCCCUUUGGAUGUUGAUGUAAACCUUGAAGAAAUUGCUUAUGAUCGUCGUUGUGAUUGUUAUACGGGGGCAGAUCUUUCCGCUUUAGUGCGUGAAGCUUCAAUUUGUGCCUUGAGACAGGAAAUGGCCCUACAGAAUGGCAAGAGCAAUAAAGGAGAAAUCAGGAUUAGCAAAAACCAUUUUGAAGAAGCAUUUAAGAAAGUGAAAUCAUCUAUAUCAAGAAAGGAUCAAGCCAUGUAUGAAGAGCUGCGUCAGUCACUGAGCAGAUGAGUUGGCCAACUCCUGAGAGACCAUCAUUUUGAUUUGUUGAAGAAGCUCAUGGUGGCAGAGUCUGAUCUCUUAAAAGUGCAUCUCCUCAAACACAGCUGGAACAGAAGUUGAUCAUGGUUUCAUUAGACUUUUAAUAGGUGCUGCACCUGAAGAUAUCUGCCAUGUUUUAAUUAUCACUCUGACAAUGGCUAAGACAAUCCGCCCUUCACAAAUUUGAGGCCAAUCUGUUUUGAUGGGUGUUGUCAUCAUAACCGAGAACCUUUGAGAACCUUCCUUGCAUUAAAAGGAACUUCUCAGACCUAAAGACAGUUAAUUUUAAAGGUUUGUACAAAGGAUUAAAAAAUGGAAAUUUGCAGCCUCCUGCUACAAUGUGUAUGGGGAGGGCCUCACCUUAAAAGAGCAAUUUUACUGUCUUAAAUGCUGUUACAAGAUGAGUUCAUGUAGAUCUUAAUGAAGAGAACUUGUGACAUCAGAAAUAGAUGCAAAAGGUGGAAGAUGCUGUGCCUUACUGUUACCAUCUCUGUUAAUGAUUUUGAGGAACUUUUAAUUUAACAUGUUCUGACACAUCCUCUGAGGUAGAAUUUCCUCAUUGCUAUAACAUGGGCCUAUAGCAAGAUAUCUCAGCUGAAAUUAUUUCAAGUUUUCUCAGAAAUGUGUAUCAUUUAAAGAAUGUCCUAUAGGAGUUUACAGAAUGUUUUUGAGAGGACUGUGGCUUAUUAAAACAAACUUUUUAAAAAGCUUUUGGUCUUUUUCACAUUCAUUAGCUUGCACAUUAAAUCAGUGUAGUCAGUUCCAUUUUUCCUUAUAAUCAGGUUGGGUUCUUGGUGCUGCAAUAUUUGGGUUUUAAACACUCCAAGGAGAUAAGAGCUGUUUUAUCAGGCUUUAUUUUCCAGGCUGAGCUAUGCUAUUUGCCAUGCUCCUGCAGUGAAGCUGUAAUCCAGAAAGCUGAUUGCUUUGUAUGGAAACAGAGGCUUAUAGUUUUCCUUCCUGUAGGAUGAAGUUGAAACAAGUAUAAGAGGGAGCACUUGUUUGAGUAUCUACUAUAGUUGGGAUUGUCUACACUGGGGUACACAGAAAAGUUGAGAUAAAUUAACUAACGGUGUGAAGCUAAUAUAGGUAUGGGUUUGUCUACACAGCACAUUACUGUGCAGCAUGCCAGGAUGUGAAAGGCCAGGACCCUACACCAGGACUUUCACUGUGAUGUAGCAGUGUCCAUGUGGCAUAUUGCCUGUUCGCAUGUGCUAAAUUAAGGGAAGAUUAAACUACAACCAGCCACUUCGCUUCUGAAGG
Pelodiscus sinensis (Chinese soft-shelled turtle) is the source of this 3952-nucleotide messenger RNA. It is a transcript of the gene NVL, whose product is annotated as nuclear VCP like. Gene Ontology annotation, biological process: ribosome biogenesis. The record is from RefSeq and is a predicted model, not a curated record. Lineage: Eukaryota; Metazoa; Chordata; Testudines; Trionychidae. Gene Ontology annotation, cellular component: nucleus. Gene Ontology annotation, molecular function: ATP hydrolysis activity; RNA binding; preribosome binding.